AUGUCGCUAAUCAACGAGUACCAUGAUUCAUUACCAUAUAUUGAUCAAGAAAUCACGCCUCAGAUCCGUGCUGAAGUCGCCAAACUAAUUACAGCCGAAUUAUCCGGCGAUUAUCAGACUACGCUUCAUCCGUCGAUUCCUAACCUGCCAAAUUUUAAAUUCUCGGACUUGAUUCAAAAAGAACUCGCUCGUAAAGAAGCAAAUGAGCCCAUAAAUGGCGGCGUUGAUCUUUCUAGAUACGAAGCUCCCGAAGCUCCGGCUAUAGAAGGCAAAGAAGCAGCUGAAAUUCUUGAAGACUGGCGCAAUACGCUGCGGAAAGCAUAUACUGCUAGUUCCCAUUUAAUGACGAGACAGGAAAAUUUAUCACUCCUGGAGGCCCAUGGGAAGAAUGCUUGGUUGAUUGGAAAUUCGCAGCUUGAGGAGAUACUGAGACAGAUCGAAAAGGAACUGCAAGAGACUCAAGAAGCCACAGAAGCGGUAAACAGAGAGAGAAAGAUAAGACAAGAAGCUGCCAAGGGUGAGAUUGAGGGCUUGGAAGACGCAUGGAAACGAGGUGUCAGCGGUAUUAUCAAUGUAGAGAUUGCCUCUGAAAGAUUGCGCAUGGAGAUACUAGAGAAACGGCGACAAAAUGCGAAAACAUAA
Ophidiomyces ophidiicola is the source of this 642-nucleotide messenger RNA. RefSeq lists its product as uncharacterized. The record is from RefSeq and is a predicted model, not a curated record. The transcript has 2 exons. Lineage: Eukaryota; Fungi; Ascomycota; Eurotiomycetes; Onygenales; Onygenaceae. Gene Ontology annotation, biological process: mRNA processing. Bases 1 to 642 code for a protein of 213 amino acids. Gene Ontology annotation, cellular component: catalytic step 2 spliceosome; Prp19 complex; precatalytic spliceosome.